Penicillium taxi is the source of this 1821-nucleotide messenger RNA. RefSeq names its product GTPase-activating protein GYP1. NCBI's taxonomy places the organism in Eukaryota, Fungi, Ascomycota, Eurotiomycetes, Eurotiales, Aspergillaceae. The record is from RefSeq and is a predicted model, not a curated record. Gene Ontology annotation, biological process: activation of GTPase activity. Gene Ontology annotation, cellular component: Golgi apparatus. Gene Ontology annotation, molecular function: GTPase activator activity. The coding region runs from base 1 to 1821 and encodes 606 amino acids. The transcript has 7 exons.
AUGGCAAAUAAAAAGGGGCAGCAGGUUAGUAUUUGGGAUGAUUUGAAAUGGUUCAAGUUGGCACUGAUCACCUUUAAGACGCACAGAUUCUCCAUUUUGGACAGGCCGAACCGCACCCUUGAAUCAAUCACCUUCGAAAAUCUAUGGUCAGAACACGGUGGUGGGAGCUUCAUACUCCCAUGCCAAUAUGCUACACACAGGAUAUUUACUGAUGAUUCAAAUACUCUCAGAAGUUCCUCAAAUCCUCCUAGGACACCUCCAAAACCCUCUGCUGCCAAUGUACCAUCGCGUUUGACACACCGACCUGACAAUAUCGCAUCAUCCCCUCGUGAACCCUAUGCCCUCAUGACUCAAGGAGUGGAUGAAUGGAGCCGGGACCCUACUGAAGAUGAUGAAGAUGACGAUGAUGAGAUUGUGUAUGACGACGACGAAGACGAAUUUGGAUUGCCAAGUUUGGCCAGUAUGCGAAGAAAAAAAGCAGCCUCGUCAAUAAAAUCAAAGAAUUAUGACCUUGAUGGAUCGAUAGGAAAUCCCUCAUCUUUGGGAUACGGGUUAACAACAAACAACCGACAACGGGCAAACAGCUCAGACAUUGCUGAAGAACGCGGUACACCCAUGUACCCAACAGCACGUAAAGGCGAAGGCAAAAUUCUCCGGCCUCAGUACAAAGAUAUACUGCAAGAUCCGGCAAAUGCUUUGAAUCUCAUCAACCACUCUGCGUCGCCCAUUAAUGCGUCUCCCAAGGAGAAGGAAAUACAUUCCAGCCGAAUUUCGCGCAUCAACAAGUUCAAGCGAAUUCUACAGUCAAGUACAGUAUCUCUGACAGCAUUGCGAGAUUUGGCAUGGUCUGGAGUUCCCGAGGAAGUUCGACCAAUGACUUGGCAACUCCUGCUUGGCUACCUUCCUACGAACAGUGAACGACGUAUAUCUACUCUGGAGCGAAAGCGCAAGGAGUACCUCGAUGGAGUUCGCCAGGCAUUUGAAAGAAACAGUGGGGCCUCCAAUCCUCCUGAUACAAGUUCUGCGCGUGCGCGUGGACGUGGUCUGGACGAAGCAGUCUGGCAUCAAAUUAGCAUUGAUGUUCCUCGUACGAGUCCACACAUCCCUCUGUAUGGUUAUGAGGCCACCCAGCGGUCCUUAGAGCGAAUUCUUUACGUGUGGGCCAUUAGGCACCCAGCAAGUGGCUAUGUGCAAGGCAUUAAUGACCUAGUCACCCCAUUUUGGCAAGUAUUCUUGGGAGUGUAUAUUACCGAUCUAAAUGUCGAGUCGGGUAUGGACCCCGGCCAAUUACCUCGAAGUGUGCUUGAUGCAGUGGAAGCUGAUACCUUUUGGUGUCUGACCAAGCUCCUUGACGGCAUUCAAGACAACUACAUCUACGCUCAGCCAGGAAUCCACAGGCAGGUUAGAGCUUUGAGGGACUUGACUAUGCGAAUUGAUUCCGCUCUUGCCAAACACCUGGAACGAGAGGGCGUGGAAUUCAUGCAAUUCAGCUUCCGAUGGAUGAAUUGUUUGCUCAUGCGGGAAAUGAACAUCAGAAAUACGAUAAGGAUGUGGGACACUUAUAUGGCCGAGGAGCAGGGCUUCUCACGAUUUCACCUUUACGUCUGCGCUGCAUUCCUCGUCAAAUGGACGGACCAAUUGGUAAAGAUGGAUUUCCAGGAGACCAUGAUGUUCCUCCAAGCACUACCUACAAGGGAUUGGACUGAGAAAGAUAUCGAGCUUCUACUGAGUGAGGCAUUUAUCUGGCAGAGCCUAUUCCAGGACUCCCGUGCGCACCUUCGGUCUGCUGGCGAUGAGCCUCCUGAAAAUGGUAUAUUUUAA